AUAUUAUUACAAUUUUAAAUUAUGUUUUUUUAUUUUAAUAUACUUUAAAAUAUAAUAUAUUUCUGUGAUGCAAAGCUGAAUUGUCAGCAUCAUUACUCCAGUCUUCAGUGUCACAUGAUCCUUCAGAAAUCAUUGUAAUAUGCUGAUUUAUUAUCAAUGUUGGAAACAGUUGUGCUGCUUAAUAUUAUUUUAUAACCUGUGAUACUUUUUCAGGAUUCUCUGAUGAAUAAAAAGUUAAAAAAUAUCAGCAUUUAUUUAAAAUAGAAAUCUUUUGUAACAAUACACACUACCAUUCAAAAGUUUGGGGUCAGUAAUUUUUUUUCUUUCUUUUUUUUGAGAGAAAUUAAUACUUUUAUUCAGCACGGAUGUGUUAAAUUGAUAAAAAGUGAUAGUAAAGAUUUAUAUUGUUAGAAAAGAUUUAUAUUUUGAAUAAAUGCUGUUCUUUUUAACCUUUUAUUCAUCAGUGAAUCCUGAAAAAAGUAUCACGGGUUCCAAAAAAAUAUUAAGCAGCACAACUGCUUUCAACAUUGAUAAUAACUGAGUAUCAAAUCAGCGUAUUACAAUGAUUUCUGAAGGAUCAUGUGACACUGAAGACUGGAGUAAUGAUGCUGAAAAUUCAGCUUUGCAUCACAGAAAUAAGUUAUAUUUUAAAGUAUAUUAAAAUAGAAAAACAUCAUUUUAAAUUGUAAUAAUAUUUCACAAUAUUAUUGUUUUUUCUAUUUAUUAUGAAAUAAAUGCAGCCUUAAUGAGCAUAAGAGACUUCGUUCAAAAACAUUAAAAAUAGUAAUGUUAACAAACUUAUACAUUACUGGUCAAAAUAUAUAUAUAUAGCCUAUCAGUGUUUUUUUUCACCAGUGAUCACCAAAACUGCUUGGUUACCAACAUUCUUCAAAAUAUUUCCUUUUGUGUUCUACAGAAAAAGUAAAGUAAUGCAGGUUAGGGUUAAUAAAUAAUGACAGAACUUUAAUUUUUUCAGUGUAGUUCAUGGUACCUUUUUACCUGAGAAGUCACGGUGUUAUUAAUACAUACGUGUCAGAACUUUCUCCUACACCUUUCCGUUGUGUACUUUCAUAUGUAUAUGGGCCAGAGAGUAUAUAGACACCACUGAGGGUCAAAUGCUGUUCAUGUUCCAUUCCUGUAUCAGCAAAUUCGUACAUCAUGCUGCUCAGUGUCUGUCUCCUGCUGUCUGUCUUCUCUCUGUCCGGAGGGUUAGAGAGUGGUAUUGUAGGAGGCAUAGAGGUUAAACCUCAUUCCAGACCAUACAUGGCAUCUCUCCAGUAUAGAAGACAACAUAUGUGUGGAGGGAUGCUGAUUAAGGAUGAUUAUGUGCUGACAUCAGCCCACUGUUGGAAUAAGACCCCCGACUACUUAUUAGAAGUUGUUCUGGGAGCUCACAAUAUCAGCCAGAAUGAGCACAGCCAGCAGAUAAUCAAAGUAGAGGAGUACAUCCCACAUCCCAGUUAUACAAACAAAAACUUCACCUACGAUAUUAUGUUACUAAAGUUGAAGACUAAAGCUGUGCGGAAUGAGUUUGUGGAUGUUAUUGAUCUACCUAAGAACAAUGAAAAUAUUCCCGCCCAUGUGGAAUGCUUCAUUGCUGGCUGGGGUAUGACAAAACCCGGAGGAAAAGCAUCAAGUGUUCUGCGGGAAGUCAGCGUCAAGUUGCAGUUCAGCUUUGAAUGUAAAAAAAAGUGGCAGGAAUAUUUCAACUCUGAGAAAAUGAUCUGUAGUGUCUCAGAUGGGAAAAAGGCUUUCUGUCAGGGUGAUUCUGGCAGUCCUCUUUUUUGCGACUCUAACCUUCAAGGAAUGGCUGCAUACACAUAUCAUUCUGACUGUACAUCCAAAAAGUAUCCUGAGGUCUACAUGAAAAUAUCUGCCUUCCUUCCAUGGAUUAGGAAGCACAUUAAGUGAUUGAAACAUCAUCAAACAUUUAUGCACCUAAAUCAUGUGAAUAAUUAGGAACCUUAAUUUUUCGCUACUCCCUGCUGCCAUUUCCAGUUUUUGAACUUCAU
Ctenopharyngodon idella (grass carp) is the source of this 2012-nucleotide messenger RNA. Its product is annotated as granzyme B(G,H)-like. Bases 1159 to 1911 code for a protein of 250 amino acids. The transcript is spliced from 5 exons. The record is from RefSeq and is a predicted model, not a curated record. Gene Ontology annotation, biological process: proteolysis. Lineage: Eukaryota; Metazoa; Chordata; Actinopteri; Cypriniformes; Xenocyprididae. Gene Ontology annotation, molecular function: serine-type endopeptidase activity.